Symbiodinium natans is the source of this 1158-nucleotide messenger RNA. The record is from the annotation of a GenBank genome assembly. NCBI's taxonomy places the organism in Eukaryota, Dinophyceae, Suessiales, Symbiodiniaceae.
AUGGACGGCCACCUAUGGGAAGAACCGCGGCAACAGAACCAUGGCGCCCAGAUCACCUACCUUGGGUUGCUGGCGCUAGCGCGGCGCUUGUACGGCGCCAGCAAAAUUUGCACGAACCUGUUUGUGCCAGACAGUCGGUCAGUCUUCAACCCCGCUAGACUGGACAAGCUAGCCUGUAUCCACGCCAGGUAUGGAGUGAUCAUGCUUUUUGGCGUUUCUUUCCUAUCGCCAUGGCACACCACGCCAAACCAGGCCUUUACCUUCAACUUCUUCCUGGUGGUGUUCUUUCGCGUGCCCGGCGCGAUCCUGUGCACCCGCCUGAUCUGGGCUCUGCUCUUCAACUCCCUGUACCUGGCGAUGAUGACAACCCGGGUGCUCACUGAAUCCGAAGAUUUUCCUCCGACUCUGAAGCCGGACGUCGUGAUCAUCACUGAGUGCCUGAUUUGCACGCUGGUUCUGGUUUGCACCAUGGCGCUCCACGGACUGCUAUCUCGCCGAGCAGAGAUGAACCUUCACCGCAAGAACGCGAACACUCAGCUCAGUGCAGCGCAGUCUUUGCUCAGGCUCACCUGUGAUGCUGUGGUGGAACUGGAUGGCGACCUCUGCCUCACCAAGCACUGUCCGGAGCUGGCUGCGAUGCUCUUGAAGGGCCGAUGUAACCUGGAAGGGAAGAAGCUCACGGAGUUCAUGCCUCCAAUGGAGGUGCUGCGCGCGGAGGAAAAUCUCCGGCGCUUUUCCGACGACGACCCCGAGCCUGCCCAGGCUUUCCACACCCGCCUCGUGGAUAGCAUCUCCAGCAGGCUGUGCAUCGAGCUCUUCCAGGUGCAGUACAAGGAGAUGGAUGGGCGACAUUGCCAUCUCGUCGGCAUUCGCGAUUUUACAGACUCCCCUGGACUCUUGGCCGCGAACUCCGAGAUGUCCCUGGCCGACCCCUUCGAGGAGCCACUCAGAUGGCAGAGCUCCGUGCCAUUCGUGGAGGUAGACGUUGAAUCGACCUCCACGGCGUCGGCGUCUUCAGGCGGCGAGGAGCCGCGUGGAGCCAAGAAGGUCUUCCUGGAGAUCGACAUGACCGACAUGCGCGUGCAAGCAGCAUCUGCACCCGUGGAUGCCGUUGUGGGCCUGACAGCCCAAUUUACCCAGAACGCGCAUGUUGCGUAA